This is a messenger RNA of Daucus carota subsp. sativus, 1634 nucleotides long. Its product is annotated as zinc finger CCCH domain-containing protein 20. Lineage: Eukaryota; Viridiplantae; Streptophyta; Magnoliopsida; Apiales; Apiaceae. The record is from RefSeq and is a predicted model, not a curated record. Bases 37 to 1155 code for a protein of 372 amino acids. Gene Ontology annotation, molecular function: metal ion binding. The transcript has a single exon.
AAAACAAACUGAAGUUCAUACACUGAAAACGCCAAGAUGAUGAUCGGAGAAAGAUCCCGUCACUCAAAUCCCACCGUCCACGUCCCUCCGUGGUCUUUCGACAAUCCAACGGCUGAGAUUUCUCUCUCCCACAGCCCAAACACAAACCCUAAUUACUUGGAAAAUGAUUAUUCCUUCUUCCUGAAGAACAACUCUCUCGCAAAUAUCCGCAGAUACAUACAGUCCAAUCUCGGCGAGAUUGAUGAAAAUGAUGUUUCUGAUGAUGAGAAUGACGAUGUUUCGGUGGAUACCUACGCGUGCGACAACUUCCGCAUGUACGAGUUUAAGGUGCGGAAGUGCGUGCGCGGGAGAUCACAUGAUUGGACAGAGUGUCCGUACGCGCAUCCGGGCGAGAAGGCCCGGAGGCGGGACCCGCGGAAGUUUCAUUAUUCGGGCACAGCCUGCCCGGACUUCCGCAAGGGGAAUUGUAAGAAAGGAGAUGUUUGUGAGUUUGCGCACGGGGUGUUCGAGUGCUGGCUACACCCCGCGCGCUAUAGGACUCAGGUUUGUAAAGAUGGGCAGGCGUGUAGGCGAAGAGUGUGUUUCUUCGCGCACACGCCAGAGGAGGUUCGGGUACUGAGCCCUCGGGCUUCGUGUCAAACACGAAGCCCGGGGGAUUCGUAUGACGGGUCGCCUAGGCGGCUUUGUUUUGAGGCGGAGUGUUCGCCGAAUGAGUCGCCGCCUUUGUCGCCUAUGGCAGUGAGUUCGCUGAGCAGGUCGUUGGGGUCGAGUUCGAUUGGGGAGAUGGUGGCGUCGUUGCGGCAGUUGCAGCUUAAUAAGGUGAAGUCUAUACCCACUUCUUGGGCUUUGCAGAUGGGUGGUGGAUCACCCGGGUCGGGUUUGAGCCGGGUCGGAUUUAGUAGCUUGCCGAAUACUCCGACGAGGUCUGUGACCCGACCCAGAUCCGGGUAUAGUGAUUUUUGGGAGAAGAUGAAGCUGGAUGAGGAGGUGGAGGAGGAGCCUGUGAUGGAGAGGGUGGAGUCGGGUAAAACUCUGAGGGCCAAAAUGUUUGAGAAGCUCAGCAAGGAGAAUCCUCUGGAUCGGGUCGACCCGAAUCCGUCUGAUGCUCCGAACCCGGAUCUUGAUCUUGGAUGGGUCUCUGAUCUGGUCAAGUAACCAUAUCCCCUUGUUCAUGAUUUUUGGUUGGUGGGUCGGGUCGGGCCGGGUCAGGAGCAUGAAGUUGGUCUCAUCCUCUCAAUAUGUGUGUGUGUAUAUUAUAUGGUUAAGCAUGUAUUUUGGUAAGCAGCAAAGGAGAAGAUUCUGAUUCUGUAUCAAGUUGGAGAAAGAUUUGGAUUAGAAUCUUAAUUUGCCAAAAGUGAACAGACAUGCAACCUGGGUGGUGGAAUUUUGUAUAGACAUAAAUAGUAAAGAUUAAUGUUUGCCUCAUGGCUGCUAACCAAGACUCAGGCCGAUGAAAAUGGAUGUAUGGAUCUUAAUUUGUGUACUCUUUAGUGAUUAUUAUCAUGACUCUUGCUUAUUUUUGCUUAUUAUGAUUAAGAAGCAAUUAUGCUCUUAAUUAAGACUCCUCAUGUAUUUUUCAAUCUCAAAUGUAAUGAAUCUUAUAAUGUAAUGAAUGAAGUAUUAUUUUAUUAUCA